AUGCGAUUCCACAUUCUAGGCACAGGUGCCAUUGGUUCUCACAUUGCCACCGAGCUUAAAGCUCGACACCCAGUAACACUCAUUCUGCGCUCACAGAGGGCCGUGCAAGAAUUCCGAGAACGAAACAAUGAAAUUACGUACAAACGGGUGGGAUCAAAUCCUCGCCAAAUCCAGGGUUUUGAUGCCGUUGCCAUGGACGACACGACCCACAUGUCUACCAUUGAAACACUCGUGCUGGCAACCAAGGCAACACAUGCUGUCGACGCAGUGCGCUCGGUACGACCUUUCUUGACACCGUUAAGCACGCUGGUCUUGCUCCAGAACGGUAUGGGUAUCGCUGACGAGCUCCUCCAAUCGUUAUGGCCUGUACCUGAGCAACAGCCUUCGGUUGUGAUUGGCGUCAAUCGACAUGCAGUCGAGCGUCUUGAACCAUUUAGUAUACAGCACAACAGUGGAUGGAACGAUAAAACAGGUGGUCUCGUCCUUGGUGCUCUUCCACAAGCGCGUCAGAAACAAGUAGAACCCGUGCUCCGUGCAUUCGCUGAAAAUUCUGAUAUGAAUACCCAGGUUGUUGACUCUCCAGAACUGCAAAAGCGCAUGAUGCGUAAAUUGGUGGUCAAUGCUGCAAUCAAUCCCAUCGCUGGUAUCUUGAACUGCACAAAUGGGGAAAUGCUCGAGAACAAUCAUGCAAUGGAGUUAUCACGUGUUGUAUGCAAAGAAGCCGCACAAGUGUUGACCGAACUGAAUACUACGACCGAGGAUUUGUUUGAAAUGAUUCAGUAUAUGCUCAAGAUCUCCAAAAGCAAUCGAUGCUCUACUGUCCAGGAUCUCAGUAACCAACGCUUGACAGAGUUGGAUUACAUCAACGGUUAUAUGUGUAAAUUGGCCAAGGAACGCAAGGUGGAUGUACCAAUGAAUCAAUUCCUUCUCGAUUUGGUCCAUGCUAAAGAAAAAACGUUUGGCGCAUAA
Zychaea mexicana is the source of this 969-nucleotide messenger RNA. RefSeq names its product 2-dehydropantoate 2-reductase. Lineage: Eukaryota; Fungi; Mucoromycota; Mucoromycetes; Mucorales; Lichtheimiaceae. The record is from RefSeq and is a predicted model, not a curated record. Gene Ontology annotation, biological process: pantothenate biosynthetic process. Gene Ontology annotation, cellular component: mitochondrion; cytoplasm. The transcript has a single exon. The coding region runs from base 1 to 969 and encodes 322 amino acids. Gene Ontology annotation, molecular function: NADP binding; 2-dehydropantoate 2-reductase activity.